Messenger RNA from Cheilinus undulatus (humphead wrasse), 4060 nucleotides. RefSeq names its product choline transporter-like protein 2. Gene Ontology annotation, biological process: choline transport; transmembrane transport. The record is from RefSeq and is a predicted model, not a curated record. Gene Ontology annotation, molecular function: choline transmembrane transporter activity. NCBI's taxonomy places the organism in Eukaryota, Metazoa, Chordata, Actinopteri, Labriformes, Labridae. The transcript is spliced from 22 exons. Bases 218 to 2404 code for a protein of 728 amino acids. Gene Ontology annotation, cellular component: membrane.
GUGUUGUUUCAGGAUAAACACAGAGGGGAAGUUUGAGGUGAGGUGGAGCACAGCUUUUCAGGGACAGGUCAGACUGGUUUCUCUCGCCACAAUACUCGUGUCUCCCUUCUCGCGUUCAUUUAUACUGGAGGAGGGAGGAAGAAGUGAACCAAAUACUGGGAAAGAGUAUAAGGCUCCUAGGAACAUUUCAAGACUUGGACCUUAGAGAAAUUAAAACAUGCCUGAAGAUGAGGAAUAUUUUGGAAAACAUGGGGAGCCGAGGAAGUAUGACCCAACCUUCAAGGGCCCAAUCCAGAACAGGGGCUGCACAGACAUUGUUUGCUGCAUCCUCUUUAUUAUUGCAAUUCUGGGUUAUAUCGCCGUUGGCAUACUCGCCUGGUCCCAGGGUGACCCCAGAAAGGUGAUCUAUCCCACAGACAGCCAAGGCCAGUUCUGCGGGCAGGCUGGCACCCCACUAGAGAACAAGCGACUGCUGUUCUACUUUAACAUCAUGAAGUGUGCCAGCCCUAUGGUGCUGCUGGAGUUCCAGUGUCCAACCACUCAGAUGUGUGUGGAGAAGUGCCCGGAUAAGUUCAUGACAUUAGUCAAAGCUCAUUUAAACAAGAAAGACUUUGACUAUUACAAGCAAUUCUGCAAGGAAGGUGUAACAAAUUCAAUGGGUAUUCCAGAUAUCCUUAGAUUAAGUCUCUGUCCUGCCAUGCUGACCCCCAGCAAGCCAUUCACCCGUAGGUGUUUCCCAGCACUGGGACAGAAAGGAGGCGUGAUAACUGUGGGGAACAACUCUCACUUUGAUGAUGGAAGUGGAAACAUUCGAGAUGCAAAGGAUCUUGUGGAUGGAGUAAAGAAUGCCACUGUGGUCAUUGAAGCUCGUCAGGUGGUCAUGAAGAUCUUUGAGGAUUACACACAGUCCUGGUACUGGAUCCUGUUAGGGCUGGUUAUUGCCAUGCUCACCAGCCUGCUUUUCAUCGUCCUCCUGCGCUUCUUAGCAGGGAUCAUGGUCUGGAUCAUGGUUGUCUUAGUGAUACUGGUCAUAGGAUAUGGCAUCUUCCACUGUUACAUGGAGUAUGCUGCCCUAAAAGGCGAGCCAGGUGCUGACGUGACUCUACAAGAGUUGGGCUUCCAGACAGACUUCACAGUCUACCUUCAGAUCAGACAGACCUGGCUUGCAUUCAUGAUUAUUCUGGCCAUUUUGGAGGUCAUUAUCAUCUUGCUGCUCAUCUUCCUGAGAAAGAGGAUCCUCAUUGCCAUUGCUCUCAUCAAAGAAGCCAGCAGAGCCAUCGGGCAUGUCAUGUCCUCCCUUUUCUACCCGUUGUUCACUUUUCUCCUGCUGGCCAUGGUCAUCGCCUACUGGGCUGUAACAGCUGUUUUCUUGUCUACCUCAAAUGAACCAGUCUACAAAGUUUUCAAUGAGUCAGCAUGCGAACACUCACGAAAAACCUGUGACCCUGCAAACUUCUCGACCAGUCCAAUGAAAUAUCAGUGCCCUGACUCUGAGUGCCUUUUUGCCUUCUAUGGUGGAGAAACUGUUUACCACAAGUACCUGAUUGGCCUGCAGUUCUACAAUGUCUUCCUCUUCUUCUGGUGUGCCAACUUUGUCACGGCUCUGGGACAGAUGACCCUGGCUGGGGCCUUUGCCUCGUAUUACUGGGCCUUUGUAAAGCCUGAUGACAUGCCUGCCUUUCCUAUCUUUUCUGCCUUAGGGAGAUCUCUCAGGUAUCAUACAGGGUCUCUGGCAUUUGGCUCUCUUAUCCUCUCAAUCAUUCAGAUCAUCAGGGUUUUGCUGGAGUAUUUGGACCACAGACUGAAAGGAGCCAAAAAUAAGUGUACCAGGUUCCUGUUGUGCUGUCUGAAGUGCUGCUUCUGGUGUUUGGAGAAAUUUAUCAAGUUCCUGAACAGAAAUGCCUACAUUAUGGUGGCAAUUUAUGGCAAAAACUUUUGCACCUCUGCCAGAGAUGCCUUCUUCCUGCUCAUGAGGAAUAUGAUCAGGGUUGCUGUCUUGGACAAAGUGACAGAUUUCCUCUUAUUUUUGGGCAAAUUGCUCAUAGUCGGGCUUGUGGGGGUCUUUGCCUUCUUCUUCUUCUCUGGUAGAGUGAAAGCCUUUGAGGAUACAGCUCCUCAUCUCCAUUACUACUGGGUGCCCAUCCUGACCGUGGUGAUUGGAUCCUAUCUUAUUGCCCAUGGGUUCUUCAGUGUGUACGCCAUGUGUGUGGAUACUCUCUUCCUCUGUUUCUGUGAAGACCUGGAGCGCAAUGAUGGUUCAGCCGCAAGGCCUUAUUUCAUGUCCUCCACUCUCCAUGAAAUUCUGUGGAAGAAGGAGGCUGAUGAUCCAUCUUCUGCUCAGCAACAGGAUGACCAGGACACUGAGCCGAAACCGCAGCUGGCUCAGGAAGAGGAUGCAGCUUAGAGUUGAGGACUCUUUGGGAAAAUACUUUUUCCAGUCUUACUACUUAAAUGAUUUAUAGAUUCGCGCAUCCUAAGUUAAGACAUUUCAGGGCUGAUGCUCUAUUGUUACCUGUUUGAAAAUUAUUUUUUGAAUCAAACCCUUUAAUUUUACAGAGGCAGUCCACAGAACAGGUCUUAAAAAGUAUGCCUUAAAAACAAACAAAACAGGAUUCAUUGAUUCUAUACUUAUAUCUGAGUGAUGCAAAUUUCUUGCAGUCUUACUGGUCUUUGGAUACAGUGAAACAAUUUAGAUUUGGUCAAAUGCGAAAUCUUUAACUCCGUUUAGACAACACAUCAACAAGGACAUUUAGAUUCCAAGUGGUAGUCCUUAUUGCUGUGUGUUGGAAACAUUUCAGAUUGUCUUGAACACUGUUUGGUAUCCGAUAGCUCAGACUGCAUUUGAAGGACUGAAAUGCCUUCAUAUUGACUGGAUUGGUUGUGUAGGCGGAAGACAUACUAGCACGAAUCAAAGAUUUCCCCUUCAACUGAUCUGAAAAAAGCAUAGCUUUAUUUAUUUCCAUCUAGCCUGGUGGAGAUCCAGCCCCUUUGUCUCAGCUUUGGAUAAGAACUGGUCUUUUAGCUCCUAAACAACUCUUCAUCUGAUACCACUUUUGCCUUUUUUUAUGUUUUUGAAACAACAAAAUUGUAAAAAGGAGACCACCUCUCAAACGAGAGCCAGUUAUCCUCUGAAAGGAGGCAGCUUUUAGAAUUGACUCGUCUGUAAAUGACAUAUGACUCCCAUAACUUGUUUUGUUGAAUUCAGUGGUCAUUUCAGUUCACCCCCAAUAUUUAUUUGCUGAAUAGUAUACCACUGUGACCUUUAGAAGCAUGUGUAUGGCAAAAUGAGGGAGAAAAGCUGUUGCCCCAUGAGCCACUUAGGAUAUGGCUAAUUAGAUAGAUAAUUGAACCCCAAGGAAAUUUACCCCUAUUCGUUGGUAUUGCCAGCUGCUUCCCUGCACACAGCAUGUAGGAAUACCAAUCCAUGGAAAUGAUAUAUGGGCUGCUGUACAAUUAAGUUCCAAUUUGUGUUUAAAAGAAUGCACAGGAAUAUUUGUAUGCUAAUUAGAUGUCUUUUACUUCAGACUUGUUUUAAUUCAACAUCAUUGUGCUUGAAAUGUAUUUAGUUAUUUCAUGGUACUCAAAAUGCUUGAAAACUGUGCCACUAAAUGUCUUGAAAUUUUUGGGAAAUUGCUUCCUUUGGGGUUUGAGAAAAAUUCCAAGAAUGUGUUUAGCUUAAAUGGUUCCUUACACUGCCACUUACUAAUAGAUACUUGAAGCCGUUAAUGUGCCUCUAACAGUGAUAAUGUUGGUAUUUUUGCACAUAUAACUUAGAGUUUUAAGUGUGCAUACAUGUAGUAGUUGACAGUUGAUGCAGGUGGACCUUCAGUGUUCAUUCUUCAGUAUGCCACCUUAUUGAUGCACUUUAGUUAUGUUAUGUUUUGAUUUUGUUUUAAAUUUUUAUUUUUAUUUUUUACAAUUUUUGCUUCUUUACAAGUGUUUGUUCAUGGCAGUGUAAAACAGUAUUUGAUGAAAUUACCCUCCACUGCAUAAAACUCUAAAAGUUGAUGCACUUUUCUAAGUUAUGUACAUUUUUGGAAUUAAACACUUUUUUGCUGAA